GUUUCAUAUUACACAGAAAAGAGGAGAAAGAGGAGAAGAGUUAAUGGUGGGUAAGGGCUCUGGUGGGUUGUGCAGUCAGGCUCUGUUUUGAAUGUAGCUGCUUGUGUAAGUUGCUGUGCAGUUGUCUGGGUUUAUGGAUUCACUGACUGUGGAAAAUGUACUUCUCUGUAGUGAUCCUUGUCCUGACUAAGGCUCUGGUCACAGAGGUAUGCCAUGCUCUUAAUGUGACAGUGACCCCUGGGCCUGUCGUCUUGGCAACAGAGAACGACAACCUGACACUGUCCUGUCUGGUAUCUCAAAGGAAGAGGACCACCAGUGUCCUGAUUCUUCACUGGUUCUUCUCUCCUCUAACCACUCCUACUCCUGUGCCUCCUGCUUCCCUUCCACCCAACUCUCCUCCUGUACUCGACCACCCGCAGUUUCUGAUUGUAAAGAUGGGCAUAAGGAGAAGGAAGCUGUAUGGGAACUACACCUACCGUUUCCCACAACCAAAGUUUCAUCUGCACGAGAAAACUGAGGGAGAGGUGUACCAGUUGCGGAUUCUCAGCGUGACUGGGUCGGACCAGGGUUUUUACAGCUGUAAAGUUCAGGAGAUCCGCAAACACAGAGACAUAUGGAGAAUCACUUCCAAUGGUACCAGCACCACACAGCUGACAGUGCACUUUAUACCCGAGGAUGGUAGAAGUGAAGGAUUGUGGCUUUUGUUUGCAGAUGUGUAUCUGUGUGCUGUGCUGAUCUGCUCACUGGGCCUGCUGUCCAUCUUCCUAUUCACUCUCAUCCUAAUCUGCCAGUACUUCUACAGAAGACACAGGCUCAAAUCCAGUUACCCUCUGGUCAAAUGUCCAGAAAGCAGCUCAGGAGAGACUGUAACAAGCUCUAGUAGUUGCUCCAGUUCCUCCCCAAGCGCACAAAGGAGAGACAUGAGACAGAAAACCGACCGAACACAAGCAGUAGCACCACCUAAGCUACCUGAAGAGCCUCCACUGCACAUACCAGCCAAAGUGCCCGUUGCUGCAAAGAGACCUCGAAAGCCCAGAAGGUUGAAGACUCAGCCAAGGAGAUCUGCCACUCCUCGAAUAUCACAGGAAGAAAGUCUGACAUAUGCAGAGCUGGAGCUUGUCCGACCAAGACAGGAGCCCCCGGUCCCUUCCACCCCCGACCCCACACCCUCCAGCCCCGACACAGUCUAUGCUCAGAUCCUCUUCCAGGAGAAAUACCUGUAAACAUGUAAGCCUGGUACCUCCUGCAGAGAUCCAGCUCUCCGAUCGGAACUGUGCAGCAGCCGAAGGACUAUAUUUAUGAACUGUUAGUAUGAUGUUUGUUUUCUUUUUUGGGUGCAAGUAUGCCAUGUGUGGGUAAAUGGGAGGCUUGUGCUUGCUGUGUUCAGUUCCAGUUCCAGCACAGCAGCUUCGGGUCUCAUAACUUUGUUUCUUUGUUUGUUGGCAUUGCUGGCCUGUGAGCCAGAUGUUUAUAGAAUGCUCUUACCAUUAACUAUUCUUUAUAAACUCAGGAGACUGUGUGGGAAGAAACUGUUGUCCAGGCUCUCUUACUGCAGUGUAAUAAGGCACUGUAAAAGUCAGUUUUGAAAUGCAUUUAUGAUUACAGUACUAAUACAUCAUAUUAAGAGAU
Neolamprologus brichardi is the source of this 1629-nucleotide messenger RNA. It is a transcript of the gene vstm4a, whose product is annotated as V-set and transmembrane domain containing 4a. Gene Ontology annotation, cellular component: membrane. NCBI's taxonomy places the organism in Eukaryota, Metazoa, Chordata, Actinopteri, Cichliformes, Cichlidae. The record is from RefSeq and is a predicted model, not a curated record.